Molecule: messenger RNA, 1636 nt
Organism: Thalassophryne amazonica
Lineage: Eukaryota; Metazoa; Chordata; Actinopteri; Batrachoidiformes; Batrachoididae
Product: cilia- and flagella-associated protein 20-like
Biological process (GO): positive regulation of cell motility; regulation of cilium beat frequency involved in ciliary motility; cilium assembly
Cellular component (GO): ciliary basal body; motile cilium
Source: RefSeq, a predicted model, not a curated record
AUGUUUAAAAACACUUUCCAGAGCGGCUUUUUAUCAAUUUUAUACAGUAUUGGCAGCAAACCUCUUCAGAUAUGGGACAAAAAGGUGAGAAACGGCCACAUAAAGAGAGUAACAGACAACGACAUCCACUCACUGGUGCUGGAGGUGGAGGGAGUGAACGUCAGUACCACAUACAUAACAUGCCCUGCAGACCCCAAGAAGACGCUGGGCAUCAAACUUCCUUUUUUGAUUAUGAUUAUCAAGAAUGUGAAGAAGUAUUUUACCUUUGAAGUGCAGGUAUUAGAUGAUAAAAAUGUCAGACGGCGGUUUCGGGCUAGCAACUAUCAGAGCACCACACGUGUGAAGCCGUUCAUCUGCACCAUGCCAAUGAGACUGGAUGAGGGCUGGAACCAGAUACAGUUCAACCUUUCAGAUUUCACCAGGAGAGCCUAUGGAACCAACUACAUGGAGACACUGCGUGUACAAAUCCAUGCUAAUUGUCGGAUACGAAGAGUAUAUUUCUCUGAUAGGCUGUAUUUGGAGGAUGAAGUUCCAGCAGAGUUUAAACUUUACCUGCCUGACCAGAGCCAAAAAUCCAAGCAGUAGAGCUUCCGGAAGUUCGCACUCACCGGAAAAAAAACAAAAGUCCCAAUGCUUUUGCAUGGUUUUCCAUGUAAUAAACACAGUAUAUACCGGAUGGAAAACCGAUUUUCGCUCACAUCGCACAAGAUGUCCCACUCCAUCGCAAUGCAUUCCAUUAAAAACACCUCGCAGGCAAAACAGUCUGGACAUUCCCAGUAACGGAGGUAUGCAAUUAAGUUCAGCACUGACACUUGCCGAUUCGAGGAAAGUGGGUACCAUAGUUCCUCGUUUAAAAGCCUGGCCAUUCAUUUGUUUCCAAAUCGGGCUCAGACCUGGGACCCACAGCCUGAUGCUAAAUAAGACACUGCAAAGGGCUGUGAUUUGUCACUUUUUACUCCUUCCUCUUCAGUCAUAUCUUAAAUAUUUUUGCAGUGCGCACGCUGAUUACAUUUUGAUCACGGAUCAAAUACGUUUGGCAGAGAAGACCACAAAUAUGACAGACUUCACAACACAAAGUCAGAAAAUGAUGCUCAAAUGACCUGCAAUUCAAGGAGUUAAUUGUACACCUUACCUGUGAUUUGGAGGUAGAUGAUUGUAGAAAGAUGAGCUCAGUGAGGGACAAAUUAAUCCAGAAAAUUUUCAUAAAGAUACGAUGGAGAACUUCAAAAUUGUCCCGCACAUUGAUGUCAUUACAUGGCACGAAGUUACAGCGCUGUAGAAGCAUAAAUCAGGCUUUAGGAUUUUAAGAUACACUCGGGAAUUGGGGGGAUAAAAAAGCGACUCGGCCAAAUGUGAUCUUUUUUUUGGCCAUAAUGCCCGCCGCUUAUUUAAGGCAGGCUUUUAUUUUUUCAGAGGAAUUUCACUAUGAAACUGAGUAAAAUGGGUCAUUCUGGACAUGGUUCUGAAGAACAGUGCACUUUGAUUAAAAAGUUCAUUGGUGAGGGAAAACAUAUAGAGAAAAUGAUCGGCUGCUAAGCCAGAAAGACAUGAAAGAAUGCCUAUGUCAAGCCAAGCUAUGGGCAAGAAGCCCCCCAAUGUCCCAUUGUUGAAAGAAAAAAAAAAAACGAGGUUGCAA